AUGUAUUUUGAAAAGUUGCUACUAAGUUUGAGUGUAGUUCUGAUCCUUGGUGCAUGGACAGCGAGAGGCACAACAGCAAAAUAUUACACGUAUGAAGAAGACGCACCGGGAACCUUUAUUGGAAAUCUUUCAACGGAUCUGAAGAUCGACCUGUCCGAAGACCCGCACACCAGCUUUCGGUUCAUGCAGGAGGGCAAUGUGUCACUCAUUCGGAUGCGCAAAAGCGACGGGCUGCUCACGGUGGGAGCGCGCGUUGACCGGGAGAGUCUGUGCGGCGCGUCCACACAAUGCGUGAUCACCGCGGAUGUGGUGGUUUUCUACAAGGAAAAAUUCCAUCUGAUCCACGUCGAGAUCCACGUCCGAGACGUGAACGACCACGCUCCUGUCUUUCCACGUGGGGAGACACGGCUGGAGGUGUUGGAAAACGAGGCCGUGGGCGCGCGCUUUCCAAUAGACGUCGCCACCGACCUGGACGUCGGAAACAAUUACAUCCAGAGUUACCGGCUCAUCAACAGCAGUCAUUUUGACAUUGAGGUGGGAACUGGUGAAGACGGUAAGAAGUUUGCUCAGCUUGUGCUCACGCAAAAGCUUGACAGGGAGCUUGAAGAUUCUUACACGUUCCAAGUUAUUGCAAGUGAUGGCGGAAGUCCGGCAAAGUCUGGAUCGGUGACGGUGCGCGUAGAAAUUCUGGACUCUAAUGACAACAGUCCGCAGUUCGAGCAUGACACGAUUAGAGUCGAGCUGCACGAAGACGCACCUGUUGGUUUCCUUUUGAUCCGAGUUCAAGCGUUCGACCCUGAUCAAGGCGCAAACGGGGACGUGCGCUACGACUUCGCAGACGGCGAAUCCAACGAGAUCAAAAGCACCUUUGAUGUUGAUCCCGUUAGUGGAGCGGUGAUCUUAAAGUCUCCGGUCGACUACGAGGCGAGGAAGUCGUAUGAGCUGCGCUUAAAGGCGUACGAUCUGGGCACGAACCCGGUUCCUUCGACUUGCAUGGUCACCGUGGAAAUCGUCGACGUGAACGACAACGCGCCAGAAGUCACGAUCAAACCCAUGGCCUCGAGGAGCGGCGACAUGGCGUACAUCACCGAGGCGGCGGCGGUGGAAAGCUUCGUCGCGCUCGUGAGCGCCACGGACAGAGACUCGGGUGCAAACGGCUACGUGAGCGUUAGUCUGCACGGGCACGCGCACUUCAAACUCCAGCAGGCGUAUGGAGACACCCUCAUGAUCGUCACCACGGCCGUUCUGGACCGGGAGAAGAUUCCUGAAUACAACCUCACUGUGGUGGCAGAAGAUCUCGGCUCGCCGCCCUUUAAAACCUUCACCCAGUACACAAUCAGAGUCGGUGAUGAGAAUGAUAAUGCUCCAUCCUUCAGCAAAAAGGUCUUUGAAAUUUCAGUCAUGGAGAACAAAGCGCCAGGAUCCUACGUGGCUUCCUUGGUAGCUCGUGAUCCUGAUGAAGGAGACAACGGAAAGGUGACCUACAAGCUUCUUGAAAAUGAAUCUGAAAGUGUUCCCUUGAGUUCUUUUCUGACAGUAGACUCAGCUUCUGGGACUCUCUACACAGUGAAGGCCUUGGACUAUGAGCAUGUCAAGCUGAUCGAAGUGUACAUCCAAGCGACAGAUGGAGGCUCUCCGCCACUCUCAAGCACGGCUCUGGUCAAGGUCAGGAUUGUAGACGAGAAUGAUAACACACCCUUCUUUGUUCACCCGGUCUUCAUUAACGGCUCCGCAGACAUAGCUCUACCAUGCAACGCUCCUGCUGGUUAUGUGGCCCUGAAACUAGAAGGCCGUGAUAAUGAUGACACACUGAACGCUGAGCUUUCCUAUACCGUUAUUGAGGAUGAGGCAUUCCUGUUUGGGAUAAAUGAAAAUACAGGUGAGAUGACAUUAAAGCGUGACCUGGCUCUUGUAAUUGGAGACACACUGCAUGUCAGAGUGGCAGUGAGCGACAAUGGCCGAACUCCGCUUUUCCGCAAAGCAUCAAUUCGCUUUGUGGUUUCAGAGGCCAUGCCCUUAGAAAAUCAAGUGGUGCUCGUUCCUGAGGCAAAUCAAAAACAAGAUUUGCUUCAUUUCGAUGCUUCCUUCAUCAUCAUCGGGCUUCUGGGUGCUGCUUGCGCUGUGUUGCUAGUUGCCAUCAUGGCUGUCGCGCUCUCACGCAGGAACGUCCAGAGGAAUGUCAGCUCCAUCAGCAAAAUAUCUGACGGAAACUUCAAAAGAACUGAAUUACCAACAGACAGUACUGAUUCGACGGAUUCCAGCAGCCUCUCUGGAGGUAGCGUGACAGUCACUGAGCAGAUCUCAUCUUCAAGAGAUGAAUCGUCUUUCUCUUAUGAAGAUGAACAAAGCAGAGAUUCUGACAGUAAGAUGUUUCGUCCACUCCUCACUAAAGGUCAUUUCGAGCCGGUCUCUGUUUGGCAAGGAGAGAAAUAUACACUUCAGAGAAGUGAAAUGGGAUCUGUUGAUCAGCGAAGCAUGAAGGACAGUGGCAAAGGAGACAGCGACUCCAAUGACAGUGACUCCGACAGCGGACAAGCCAGGCGGAAUAUUGCUAACAUUGGCCACCAGCGAGCUAGCAGUUCCUUGUACACUGGACCAAUGGGUGGAGCUGGAAUAUGCAGAACCAGAGAGAUUCCAAUACACACUACCAGCACUCACGUGGGCAACAGUGGAUACACAGUAGCAUAUCGGACACUGGGCUAUGGCCGCCAUCCAGCUGCGACCAACCAAGGGCUGCCCUUCGGAGACUACAGUUGUAAUACAGUCUUCAGCCAAGCUAAAGGUUACCCACAUGCCCCUGUGUUUCACCAGAUGGGGACACAACCUUCCUAUUACUAUCAGCAAUAUGUGCACAGACAGUUAGACAAACCAGCUGCGUCUCCCAGAGAGCCGAUUACAGACACCAGCACGCCUGUAGCAUCCUUUUAA
Clarias gariepinus (North African catfish) is the source of this 2928-nucleotide messenger RNA. Its product is annotated as protocadherin-8-like. Gene Ontology annotation, molecular function: calcium ion binding. The transcript is spliced from 4 exons. Gene Ontology annotation, biological process: homophilic cell-cell adhesion. Bases 1 to 2928 code for a protein of 975 amino acids. NCBI's taxonomy places the organism in Eukaryota, Metazoa, Chordata, Actinopteri, Siluriformes, Clariidae. Gene Ontology annotation, cellular component: plasma membrane. The record is from RefSeq and is a predicted model, not a curated record.